AUGGCCACUGUGCAAUUUUCGAGGACUCUUUGGCAAUAUUCAAGAUGCGCGCGGCUCGACCUGGAACGCUCAAUGGUAUCCUCCAGUUCAUUUUUGCAGCGCCGCUCAACAUUUGCAACCGUUUCCUCGUCCCAUCUCAAUGACAUCCAGUCCGAGGCCUCUCAGUCCUCGUAUUCUGACGAACACUCCGAAUUGACUGAAGGAGUAGACUUUCCAAAACAAAGAAAACGACGGGUGAAUGCAGAUCUGGGAGCUGAUGUUCUCAGUGCCAGCGAAAAGCAAAAAAGGAAAGAAACCCUCAAAGAACUCGUGAAUGCGAUUCAUGCUCGUGCCGCCGCUGAUGUUUCUGGCUCACUUAGUCCCUCAGAAAUCGCGGAUCUCUCAAAAGAACCGGCCUCCCUGCACUCUGUAGAAGGUUCCGAACUUUUAGCUGGAAUCGAAAUACGACAACGACGCAAGCGUAGGACAAAAGCAGAAAUGCUUGCCGCCGCCGCCGAACAGGAAAUCGAAAUACGGCAACGACGCAAGCGUAGGACAAAAGCAGAAAUGCUUGCCGCCGCCGCCGAACAGGAAGCCCUUAAUCCAAAACCUAGACGAAGACGGCGAAGUGGUGAGACUGAAGAGACCCCGACAUUGGGUAGACCCCCUGGUAAGGGUUAUCGAAAGCCUCUUCCUCGACCGCAAAGGAAGUCGUCCUCUGGAACACAACUCAUAAACAUGGAGACCGAUAAUCCCUCCGGCGAGAUUCCUUUCCUCAAUCUCCCCCCUAUGGCACAAUGGAAAGAAGUGUUUUCCCAUGUCAGAGAAUCCAAGCGACCGACGCUACGAAAUCCCGAAACUGCGUUAAUGCUUGCCGAUAAAAUCAUUCCGGAGGGUUCAAAGGAUAAGGUUAUUAUUGAAGCAUUCUCUGUUCAUCCCACGUUGCACUUUAUUAUGCAAAUGGGCUCGGGUGUGGAUGGUGAAUUAGUUGGCGCACAGCUCCUUCGUACAGUUCCAGAUCGUCAGUGGCUAUUUAAGUUUGGUCGCAUGCCUAUGAACUUUAUUCUUCCUGACCGCAUGUGGGAGAGAUUUAAGGCACCCGAAGCGGUCACCAAAUUGGGGCAAGCUCGCUGUAAAGUGUCAGUCAUGGCGCAGGCGGUUGCUCAUCUCUCGCAAACGGUUCCCUAUGAUGCCCUACAGCCUUAUGGCGAGCAUUUCCAUCCAGAGCGGUACAAUACAUUUGAAGAAAAGACCUUUAACCUGGAGAAAAGACGUGCUGGAAGUCCUCGUGUAGCGGGUGGAUUCUUGCCCAUGGCCCAGCCAGUCAUCCUUCCUGGUGACCUUGAUUAUUGGGACUAUGUCGUUCGGAAGCUAUUCGUAGUGAAAGCCACCCCUCUGGAAAGAUCUAUCUCGGCUUUGGGUCCCGGUGCAUAUAAUAUGAUGAAAUACCUUACCAACCCUGAAGACCCUUCUAAACCAUUUGACGUCACGAAAUCUCCUCGUAGCUUCACCAUCCAGGACUGGAACGCAGUCGUUCAAGCAUUUAUCAAAUGGCCAUUCAGACCAACUGAUCUCGGGAUCGAACAAAUGUUCUCCAAGAAGAUGUAA
Messenger RNA from Psilocybe cubensis, 1587 nucleotides. RefSeq lists its product as uncharacterized. The record is from RefSeq and is a predicted model, not a curated record. The transcript is spliced from 6 exons. Lineage: Eukaryota; Fungi; Basidiomycota; Agaricomycetes; Agaricales; Agrocybaceae. The coding region runs from base 1 to 1587 and encodes 528 amino acids.